AGUUGUGCGAAAUAAUGGCUUCUGAAUUUAAUAAUGACAAUAAUGAAGAAUAGAAGAGAGAGAGAACUGGAACAUUUGCUAGUAUGGCGAUGAUGUUUGCAGUAGUGAAGUAAACAAUGGGAAAUGUUUAGCAUAACAUGUCAUAAUUUAAUUAUGUGGCAUGAGUUCGCCCGCCGUUCUGGUCUCCCUAUGCGUUAUUCGCAUUGAGAUUUGCGAUCCAGAGUUAGAAGAAACUGCUAGCACUAUGGCUGCAAGGAAGAUGAGAGGUCGCAGAGAGCCAAGGGAUAUUAAUAUCGAAACUUACACCAAUGUAACAGAAGACACAUCUCCAUUGUUGUCAGCCCAAGGCACGAGCAAGUCACAGUCAUCUUCGAGGGCUAAUUCCGAAGAGAUGUCAUUCGCAAAUACCAAUCACGUCGCCAGUUCCGGUUCGGGAGAGACAAUUGGUGCUACUGCGUGCACCUCACCUGAUCAAAUAAGCUUCAUCUCUGGAAAUCCCUUCGUUGAAGUUACAAAGGGCAUUCUGCAUCUCUUCAAGGAAGAUGAAUUGACUGAAAUGCGCUGCGCCGCGGACCGUAGUCACACCAUCUGCAUCUUGUCAGUGCCAGCGACCAUGACGUGUCAUGAUCUCUUGACCUUCACAGCAGCUUGUCACCAAGACAUACAACAUUUCAGGAUUCUCAGGGAUGGCAGUCCUAAUCAGUACAUGGCUCUGAUUACCUUCAGGUCAUCGAGUGCAGCAAGCGAAUUCUACGAAACUUUCAACGGUGCUCCUUACAAUUCCCUGGAGCCAGAUGUGGUUUGUCACAUGGUGUUUGUGUCCAAAGUCGAAGUGGGCGACAAUGGAAUGCCCCUGAGCGGGCACACGGAGUUGCCGUCGUGUCCCGUCUGCUUGGAAAGGAUGGACGAGAGCGUUGACGGAAUUCUGACGAUAUUGUGCAACCAUACCUUCCACUCUAGCUGCCUCGUCAAGUGGGGCGAUACUUCCUGUCCCAUCUGCCGAUACGCCCAGACGCCGGAACCGUUGGCUGACAGCCAUUGCAUGGAAUGUGUUGCAGAUGCCAGCAAUGACGCGUUGUGGAUCUGCCUAAUUUGCGGCCACGUGGGCUGCUCGCGUUAUCACCAGGGUCACGCGUUCGAGCACUACCAGGAGACCCACCACUGCUACGCGAUGCAGUUGGGCAACAACCGCGUCUGGGACUACGUAGGCGACAACUUCGUGCACCGAUUGUUGCAGGACAAGGACGGCAAAAUGGUAGAGGGUGGCCGCACUGCAGCUAAGAACGAGGGAGCUGCCAUGGAGGAGAAGGUCGACUCGGUGCAACUGGAAUUUACGUACUUGUUGACGUCGCAAUUGGAAACGCAACGGCAAUACUUCGAGGAGAGACUCAGUCGUUCGGAACAACGUUCCAUCACGGAGGUCACUGAGCUGAGGGACAAACUGGGAGAAGUGCUAGAGGACAACGCACAAUUCAAGAAACAAUUUGCAACGCUCAAUCGCGAUAAGCAGGCGCUGGAGAAACGUCUGCAGCACGCUACUAAUAAACUGACACAAGUGCAAGCGGAAUUAACAGAAGAGAAGGAUCUGAGAAAGGCGCUGCAGCUCAAUCAAACUUCAUGGCAGACGAAAUACAAAAAGUUAAAAGACGAAUUGUCUGAACUGAAGACCACUAAGGAAGCAGAGGUCACCGAUUUAAAGGAACAAAUUCGGGAUCUCAUGUUUUUCCUCGAUGCUCAAAAGCAGGUCGAGGAGUCCGCCGAUCGAGAUGAAAUCGCUGCCGGUCGUAUCGUUAUUCCUCCGAGUCCGAAGAGUGGAAAAUCGUCGGGAUCUCGAGGACAUAAAGGCCAUAAAAGGCAUUAACAUCAUAUGAAUAGAUAUCUAAAUUUUGUAUUUUUAAACUCGAAUGUUUUUCUUUCAAGAUUGCUUUCAAGAAUUCGUCAGUCUGUAAAAGGGAGAACGAAAUGUAAUACUUUGCGAAUUUUUAUUUAUACAAAUAAUUUUCAUAGAAAAUAUAAAUGCAAAUAUGACGUCGAAAUUAAUACUUGACACGAAAAAAAAAAAA
Messenger RNA from Ooceraea biroi (clonal raider ant), 2063 nucleotides. Its product is annotated as BRCA1-associated protein. Gene Ontology annotation, biological process: protein ubiquitination; Ras protein signal transduction. The record is from RefSeq and is a predicted model, not a curated record. Lineage: Eukaryota; Metazoa; Arthropoda; Insecta; Hymenoptera; Formicidae. Gene Ontology annotation, molecular function: zinc ion binding; ubiquitin protein ligase activity; nucleic acid binding. Gene Ontology annotation, cellular component: cytoplasm.